CAGUUAAGCCGGAUUGUAAUUACCAAGUUCAGUUUCUAUGACAGUUAUACUGCGGAAGGUUCUUAAACAGCCUGAAGUCUCGACUAAAGGUCUUCAGACCCUCUCAAUCUGACUCUCUAGCGGGCGACUAACCUCCACCGGAGUCGACAGAUUGAGGCCCUAAGAACAAAACCUCCACUACCGGAGUAAAUCCGGUACAGAAUAGUGAGUUGGCUCCUCGACUAAAGUCACCAACUCCCUACCUUCAAUCAAGGAUACUCUAUUAACCUAGGCAGAUAUUCUCAUUCUAGGUUAAAGCAGAAACAACAGGAAUUUGAUCAGGAUUCAAGUCAUUCAAUCAUCAAAACCUCAAUCGAAUAUAAUCAAUCACAGAAUCAGUACUUGGGUUCAUACAAUCAAAGCCUAACAUACAAAUCUAGGGUUCUCCAUACCCAGAUGAAUGGGAGAACUACUCCAUAGAGAAGAAAGCAAAAGCAGAAUCAGACACGGAAUUCAUACUGCGAAGGAUGGAUUCCUGCUUCUGGACGUUGAUUAGCACUUCUCCAAGCUCAAGCUGGCCUCCAAUGGUGUUGAAGAUCAAUCUAGGGCACUUGGGAACUCUUGCUCGUCACUUUCUCUCUCUAGGAACUGAUCUCUCUCUCAAAAACUCGAAUCCCACUUCUUUGGUUCGGAAUUUGGCUUAAAACCAGGAAAUCCCGACUCGCACGGCCAGGGUGCACGGCCGUGCAUAUCACCAUUCUGGCCGUGCACCUCAAAACGCGGCGUAUCAAUUAGUUGAACCUCAGCCAACUCGCACGGCCAGAAUUGUAUGUUGCACGGCCGUGCGGAUUUCACUUGUGCCCGUGCGUGCCCACGCACAAUCCCGCACGGCCAAAAUGGUCACUUGCACGGCCGUGCGUGGCCACGCUGGUCUGCCCGUGCAGCUUGCUCAGCCUCUGUUUAAUGCUUCGUUUCUCCCUCGUCCGGACUCCGAAUCAAUCGCCGUUUGAUCCCAGACGCUCGUAGUCUCGUCCUCUUUCGUUUCAUAACAAGCUUGCAUGAUUCUUUGUCCAUAAAGUGAGGUAGAAAUCCAUUCUUCUUCAGGUCAUGCCCGAGUUUCUUCUCUCGAAUCGUCAAUUGAUCUCUGAUUGACUUGAAACUUGCGCCUAUGCUUCACUUUAUGUGCUAGGACCUGAAAUGGGACAAAGGAACACAACCUAGCAUAAAAUAGGCCAAAGACGCAAUAAUUCAAGCUCAAACAAUCAAGAAACAAAGGGGAAAACAUGUGCAAAUACCGAGUCAUCAAGGAUCCCAUUCGGGCUGUGCAAUGCCCUGACCACUUUUUAGCGAUGCAUGCUCGCCAUCUUUGACCGUGGUACUCCGAUUUUGCGAACUAUCUGGUGGGCCAGCGGAUGCCCAUGGGGAUGACAACUCACACCUAGAGGAAAUUUUUCUCCGACCUGAAGCACUACUUCUGGGAUGACCCUCAUCUCUUCAGGAUCGAAGCCGACGGGAUCAUCCGUCGCUGUGUUAUGGAGAGUGAGAUGGAGGGCAUUCUAUCUCACUGUCAUGAAGGACCUACUGGCGGUCACCACGGAGGAAACCGCACGGCGAGGAAGGUGCUACAGUCGGGCUUUUACUGGCCCACGCUCUUAAGGAUGAAGACACCUUUGCACGCAGGUGCGACCGAUGCCAGAGGUCAGGUAACAUCUCUACCCGUGAUGAGAUGCCCCAGAAUGUGUUUAUAACUUGUGAGAUUUUUGAUGUCUGGGGUAUCGACCUCAUGGGCCCCUUCCCUCCAUCCUUUGGCAAUACCUAUAUCCUGGUUGCUGUUGACUUCAUCUCUAGGUGGGCUGAAUCGCAAGCUUUGCCCACUAAUGAUGCUAGACAUGUUUGUGGUUUUCUGAAGCAGCUAUUCUCCCGGUUCGGGACACCUAGAGCCAUCAUAAGCGAUCGAGGCACCCAUUUCCAGGGCCAGUUUGAUAAGUUACUGUCUCGCUAUGGUGUGACUCAUAAGGUGUCCGUGGCCUAUCACCCUCAAACAAGUGGCCAGGCCGAGCUGACGAACCGGGAGCUCAAGCGUAUCCUGGAAAAGACGAUGGAUCAGUCCCGCAAGGAUUGGUCCACCAAGCUCGAUGAUUCUCUUUUUGCAUACCGCACUGCCUACAAGACACCCAUUGGUACUUCACCGUACCGGCUUGUCUAUGGAAAGGCAUGCCAUUUGCCCAUGGAGCUAGAGCACAAGGCCUUUUGGGCCCUUAAGCUGCUCAACUUGGAUGUUAGUGUUGCAGGUGUUGAGCGCAAAAUGCAGAUGCUGGAGCUUGAGGAAUGGCGUUAUCACGCCUAUGAGAACACAAAGUUGUACAAGGAGCACACUAAGCGCCUGCACAAUGCACGGUUACGGGGUCCGAAAGAGUUCCAGGUUGGUGAUCGAGUUCUCCUUUAUAACUCUUGCCUGAAGCUCUUUCCCGGAAAACUCCAUUCCCGGUGGUCUGGACCGUUCACGGUCAUACAGGUGUUCCCGUAUGGCACGAUUGAAAUUGCCAACCCGCAGACUGAACCGUUUAAAGUGAAUGGCCAUCGUCUCAAGCUCUACUUAGGAGACGAGGUCGAGCGUGCAGAGUUGGUAGUGGAACUCGCGGACCCUUAGUUCCACCAUGGGCUUCCAGCUAAAAGACGGUAAAGAAGCGCUUGUGGGGAGUCAACCCCACCACGGUUUUCAUUUAUUUCUUUUUGUUUUGGGUCGGAUUGUAAACUGGUUUGGUUUUGGGUUGUUUUCUUUUUAUUUUGGAUGAUGUACUAUUGGGAUGACCAUUGGACCUAACGUAUAGUGUUUGAGUUCUUCUGUUCCCUCUAGCCGUGCUUUGUCCCUAACUGGUCCCCUCUCCAGUCCGCUUCACUCAGACUGGUCCGCUUCCAGUCUCAUGCAGUCCAUGCACAUCGGUAACAUCGUUCCCCUUAUCCUUCCCUCUUCUCCAUUGAGGUCAAUGUCGAACUUAAGUGUGUGUGUGGGGGGGGGGGGGUGUUUCUCUUUUGACUGAAUUAGAUUUGUUUGUGAGCUUGGAGCCUAGUCCACUGUCAAUAUUUUUAAAUUUGAGGGCUCAAAGUACGUGUUUCCUUGCAAAUUGUCUGCUCAGUAUGCUUUGAAUUGACAGUCUCUAUAGUAAUGUGCAACCUAGGGAGGUAGUGUAGCACUAUGGAGGAUGUUGAAGUAUACGAUUUUUCCUAUCUACCUCUCUGCUGUGCCAGUUGAUUUUGUGAAUUAGUGGAGCUAGGACCAUUGAAUUCAUGUGAUAAUGGUGAAUCUAUUUGGAUUGUGUUAUGGACUCGUGUAUCGAACAGGGUGCUCAUGUGAAAAAUGAAAUGCAGUUGGUCCUCCAUGUCAAAAUCAUUAAAUCUUAAACAUGGGGUACGCCCAACGUGUGCGGCACCGUUCAUUGCACAAAAUCAGGUUUUGGAAGAGAUUUUAGUGAUCCUUAGUAGGGUACUCCUACAAGGUGAAGCUAAGCUGUCUCUAGUACAAGUAAAACUUCCACCCGUUGAACGGUUUGCCUACUUGAGGAUGUGUUUAAAAGGGCACGGAUAGAGCUUCCGACCCCCCUUAAUUUCAUUGACCCUCCACACGAGUUGAGGAAAAGGAGUUAAAAGAAGUACUCUGGCGAGCGCCAGAUGUACAUAAAUUACUCUUGCUCGACUAAUAAGGGUCGACCGUGCAAAAUACUGCAGUUGGAACCCCCGCCAAGUGAAUGAAAAAAAAAAGUAAAAUGAAAGUAAAAAAGGGGUUCCAAAGGUGAAAUGAAGUGAAAGAGCACCCCGGUACCACGAGUCCUUGGUUUUGAAUAGUGUGAGUCCCUUUAUCCAUGAAAUGACUGUCUUACUUCCACUUCUUCUCAUGAUCCUGGUUUGAGUCUAGUACUCGCAUUGAGAGAGAUAGGGAACGUCUUAGAAGACGAGUUGACCUCGUAAGCUGCUAUAUGAUCUAGGAAAUCUUCUACCGACGAUCAGGGUUGUUUGUUGCUAUAGAGGUCUGGAGAGUUGCAUUGGUUUGAGUUAGGUUUGCUUCGGGACAAGCAAACGGUUAUGUGUGGGGGAGUUUGAUAGACCAUUGAUUACACAUGUUUUUACCCCUAUUCUUGAGCCGUUUGAGAUGUCGAUUCUCGCGUUUUAGGCCAAUUUCACUCUAGGUUGUUCUUGUUUGUGAUAUUUCAGGCCCUAGUACGUGAAUGAAGGCUUGGGAACGAG
Messenger RNA from Linum trigynum, 4221 nucleotides. Lineage: Eukaryota; Viridiplantae; Streptophyta; Magnoliopsida; Malpighiales; Linaceae. The record is from the annotation of a GenBank genome assembly.